AUGAUUUCAUCCAUUAUAGAUGACGCCAAGGACGUGUCUCUAAUUGAAGUGAAGGAGAAGCUGCUCAAGGAGCAUGAGAGUUUGGAGAAGAAGGACACUACGAUGAAUAGAGCGUUCCAAGUCAAUGGGAGCGCUGGUAAGCUCAAAGACGGUCGAGCUAAUGAUCGUAAGAGGAACGCUCCACGGAAGAACCGUGGCGAUUUUAAGGGCAAGUGCAUCGGUGCUACGUUGCACAUGCCUCUGCACCGCCCCGACCUGUUCGACUAUGGGACCAAGGAUACCAGCGUUGAAGUGACUAUUGCCGACGGCAAGAAGUUAAAAGUUUCAAUGGAAGAGGAACAACGCCUAAUGUCGGUCGGACGACUCGCAGAAUGUGGUUUGAACGCAGAGUUUCAACGUUCGUCGUGUGUAAUUUGGAAAGACGGCAGCGCAACUGCUGUGGGGAAAAGUUGGGGAAGCGUUCCUUCUUGA
This is a messenger RNA of Peronospora belbahrii, 471 nucleotides long. NCBI's taxonomy places the organism in Eukaryota, Oomycota, Peronosporomycetes, Peronosporales, Peronosporaceae. The record is from the annotation of a GenBank genome assembly.